UGAGAAGAGGAGAACAGUGUCAUGAUCAAAAAAAAUUACGUGUUACUGUCAUUGAUGUAAAUUACACGUUUUAGAUGUCUCGUAUAAAAUGACGAUGAGAUAUAUGUAUAAAAGGCCGUUGUUGCGAAGCUUCAAAGGAAUCACACUCUGCAAAUGGAAUGGUGCAAUCAGCUGAACUGAUUUUCCAUAUGCAUGUUUCUGUUAAAAGAGUAGUAUAAUGUGAUUCUCAAAUACUAUAUAUACAUACAUAUACUAUAUUUCUUUGCUAAUAUAAUGGAUUUAACACUAAACUUUAAGUCACUUGUAAAAACCCUACGCUCUCGAAGCAAAGCGCUUGACAACAACAAUGAUAGCCAUCUUAAUCGGUCAACGCCUCGGGACCAGCGUGAAACACGCUUUAAUAAAAAUGUCAAAGAUAUCAUAGGGGCUAUUUCAAAGAUGAAGUCAUUCCUUUUAGCUCAUCGCAAGGAUUAUAUCGAUCAACAUUUUAUUAUGUACAAUGUUUCAAAGAUGAGUGACAUCGAGCGUGAAGAAAUCGACCAGGUCACCCAGAAGUUUAUAGUAAAAUAUAAACAAAUAAUUGCCCAACUCCGUAAGGAGAUCAAUACAUCGGCAACUACUCCUCAGCAGGCUGAACAUCAAACAUUCGUAAUAGCAAUGACUGAAGGCUACCUUCGAUUUGUUGGAAGAAUCUGGUCCGAGCAACGAUCGCUUCGAAUGAAACGAGAUAGCAAAAUGCGCGCGUUUGGCUCAUUGACAGGAAAUCAUCUUGUUAAAAAAUUGGCAGGAACAGCAGUAGAAGGAAGUAAUGAAAUAGAAAGUGCCUACGAAGAACUGAGCAAAACUUUUUCUAAGAGAGUAAGUCACGAUACGGAUAGUCCUGAAACUAAAGUUGUUUUCAAAGAACCCUGUGACCUCACUGAUACGGAGACAUCAUAUCCUAAUGACGAGCAAAACGCACUUAAUGAGUUUCGUUCUGUCAGAAUCACUUCGGAGGAUGUCCAGAUGCUUGAACAGGAAAACACACGUUUGUACGACGAGCUCAAUUCGAUGGCGGAACAAGUGAAGCAGAUAGAGGGCCGAGUGGCGGAGAUCUCUGAACUGCAAAAGGAAUUCACGGAGAAAGUAAUUGAACAAGAGGACGAUGUGAAAAGAAUCGCUAGCACUAUGUUUGCUGCGACCGAGAAUGUAAAAGGCGCUAACGAGCAACUCCGUCAGGCGAUGCAGAGCCACGCAGGCCUUCGUGUAGCAAUUUUAUUUUCCCUUAUUGUUCUUAGCUGUUCGUUACUCUUUCUAGAUUGGUAUAACCCUUGAAAGGUGGAAGUAUUUGUACAAGCAAGGGUCUAAUAACUAAUGUCGGCGGCGUUACUAUGACAAGCCAUGUAAUAAAGUGUGAGAGCUAUUUUUAAUUAAGCGGUAAUGCACCGCUGUAUAUCGAUUUAAUAAAUAAUGUUGAGUAUAAAUUGUUUCAUAUUUUUUGUAAUAUAAGCUAUUUAAUUUAUUGGGAUUUCAUACGCAAUCUGAUCUCCGUCAUGUGCUACCAUAACACACAAUAUAUACGCCUAAAUUCUUAUUUCUUGGAGUAGCAUAAAUUACAACUAAAAGGUAAAUACUACGGGAUUGAAUAG
Varroa destructor (honeybee mite) is the source of this 1628-nucleotide messenger RNA. RefSeq names its product syntaxin 18 (gene Syx18). Gene Ontology annotation, cellular component: SNARE complex; endoplasmic reticulum. The record is from RefSeq and is a predicted model, not a curated record. Gene Ontology annotation, biological process: retrograde vesicle-mediated transport, Golgi to endoplasmic reticulum. Lineage: Eukaryota; Metazoa; Arthropoda; Arachnida; Mesostigmata; Varroidae.